GAAUGAUGAGUGGGAUAAAAAAGAAGAUAAAUCUUGAAGCCCUAAUUAAAUUGGUAGCAGCAGUGGCUCCUUUUUCCAGUUCACACCCACUGCACAUAUGGACCUUGUCCUUAUAAAAUGAGAUUAGACACUAGCUGCGUCAUAUUUGUGAAAGCUGUCAUGCUUCCCUGAAAAAAAGCUCAUUGCAAGGAACCAAAACGUGGGGUCUUUAACGACUGGAAGUGGGUACUUCUUCAUCCAUCAGAAUGUUGGAAAUAUCCUCUUUUCCAUGUGUCAAGUUGCACUACAGGAAUGGUGAACUUGUAUGCAAAAAUGACUUCCAAAAUUAACCCCAAAGGAGGAAGAAUGAUGUAAAACUGAGGAUGCGUCAGGCUGUGAGCAUUUUGUCAACAAUUGUGGAUAAAUCCCUGCCCCUAUAACAUUUUUGAAAAAAAUCUAACAACAUUGAGGAAGCUCUUUACAUUUCAUAAAAGGAAGAGACUAAUGAAGUAGAAGUCAACUGAAUCUCUUGUGUAAUACUGAAACACGAUGACAUUGGUGCCUGUGGGAUAUGGAAAUCAUGACAGCAACUAACAUGGUUGAGAAAGAUAUGAGUGGACAAUGUGGCCCAGUUUCUGUAGACUACAGGUUUUCUGCAUGAGCCUAGCAGUGCUGGCUGUUCUGGUGUUGGUACACAACUUCCAUCAGUUUGAGCACUUGGAUCACAACACGGUCUCGGGGUUAAAUUGGAUAACAGAGACCAGUGACCAGCAGUCUUCAUCGCCAACAACUAAAACUACCCGAAGGCACUACUGUGAUUAUGAACAUCAAACUUUGUCCAAAAGAGAACAAGCUGAGGAGGAAUCCUUAUUUGCUGCUAUACAGUGGCCAAACCCCCCUUUAGGUAAAAUCCCAUUUAUAAGAAGCACUGAUCCUGCCCACAGCAGUUUUGUGAUUUUGAAUUCCCAUGUGCGUUUCAAGGUGGGAGAUCAGUUAGAGGUGCUUGUCCACAUGAAGGAUUUUCAAGGCAAACCAAAACAGUAUGGUGGAGACUACAUACAGGCAAGAAUUCACUCUCCGCUACUGAAAGCUGGAGCAACGGGAAGGGUUGUAGAUGAUCAGAAUGGGUUUUACAAAGUCUUUUUCACUCUACUUUGGCCAGGGGAUGUCAGAGUCUCUGUGUCUCUGGUCCACCCCAGUGAAGGGAUACAAGUCCUGCAGCGCUUACGGGAAGAAAGGCCAGACAGAGUCUUCUUUAAAAGCUUAUUCAGGUCUGGUAGUACUUCAGAAACCACUGUAUGCAAUGUGUGUUUGCCUGGAGAGCUUCCUGUCUGUAACUUCACAGACCUCUUCACUGGUGAGCCAUGGUUCUGCUACAAGCCAAGAAAACUGUCCUGUGCCAGCAGAAUCAACCAUGCCAAGGGAGGAUAUCAGAAGGGCCUUCUGACACCUUCUGAGAGUCUCUUUUUCCAAACUGAUGUGAAUAUCAAAGUGCCAGUACUUCCCAGUGGCCCUGAUUCAGUGACUGUGGAACCCUUAGGAUUUACAGAAUCAGCAAAUCUGGACAGAUCUCAAGGCCCAGAUAUUUUCCCUUUGGGUUACUAUUACCAAGACGAGUGGAGGCCAAGAACACGUUGGAUCCGUCAUUUUAACAAGACAGCUGAUAUAAGCAAAUGCUUACAAGGAAAAGUAGUCCACUUGUUUGGAGAUUCUACAAUAAGACAGUGGUUUGAAUAUCUGACCACAUUUGUUCCAGAUCUAGUGGAAUUUAACCUUGGGAGUCCUAAAAACGUAGGUCCCUUCCUGUCCGUGGACCUGAAGCACAAUGUCCUGCUGAAGUUCCGCUGUCAUGGGCCACCCAUUCGCUUUACCACUGUCUUCAGUAGCGAGCUACGCUAUAUUGCCAAUGAGCUGAAUGGCAUUGUAGGCGGAAGAAACACCGUGAUAGCCAUCACCGUAUGGUCCCACUUCAGCACCUUCCCUGUGGAGGUGUACAUCCGGAGACUGAGGAACAUUCGCAGGUCCAUAAUUCAGCUGCUCGAUCGCAGCCCCAAAACUCUAGUGGUCAUCAGAACAGCCAAUGUUCAGGAGCUUGGCCCAGAAGUGAGUCUCUUCAACAGUGACUGGUAUUCCUUUCAGCUUGACACAGUCAUGAGGAAGAUGUUCUCAGGGAUUGCUGUGUUCUUUGUGGAUGCCUGGGAGAUGUCUCUGGCCCAUUACUUGCCACACAACUUGCACCCACAGGACAUCAUUGUUAAGAAUCAGAUAGACGCAUUCCUGUCUUUCGUUUGUCCUUCAGAAACGUAGCACAAUUGGUGGAGAGGAGCCCCGUGAGAGAGAGAGAGAGAUAGAUAGUGUUUUGCUGCAGCAUAACCAAGUCAUUCUCUAUCAGAGCUAUAAAAUGUAGCUACAUGCAAACUGUAUGGUUCCUGUUCCCAUAUGUGAUCUCAGUUGCUUGGCCAUGAAGACAGAUGACUGUGAGGAGGAAUGGACUAAUUCUGACCACUUUUAUAUCUUCCUGUAGGGAUGGUUCCUCUUAACCUUGUAAUUUGUCUCAGAUUACUAGGGUGCUCCUUAAAUCAAAACUACAAGACUCACUACAGAAGUACUUAAAUUAUUAGCUUUAUUAAUUGUCUGUCUGCACUGCAUGAUUAUUCAUACAGUACUGAUUCAGUUCCCAAAGUCCUUUCUUACUAUCCAGAGUACAGUGUGAAACCUGGGAAGGAUUGUUUGGGAACAGCGUUUUCUUUGGUUGUUCCAAGGUUGUAUUGGGUAUUUGGAACAACCAAAGAUGUUUCAUAUUGUGCUUCUUUGAUUGAAGUAAUCUGGGGAUACCUCUUCCAAAGUCCUAAUCAGGAAUCUAAAGGGGAUGUCCUAAAACCACUAGAUCAGUCCAGAAAGCACAACCUAAAAAGCCUGCAGAAUUAUCAGAAUAUUUAUUGGAUGUGUCGGCACUGAUGUUAAUCAACCAGCAUGUUAAUCAAUCAUCCACAAUGUUUACAGAAUGGCUUCUAAAUAAUACAAAUAGCCAGCACCAGUUGUAGGUAGUUUCUUCUUCAGCAGCAACAACAAAUUUGCAAUAACUCAUUGGAAUGUUUCCUUACAUUUACAGUUCAUAGAUCAUAGAAUCAUAGAAUAUCAGGGUUGGAAGGGACCUCAGGAGGUCAUCUAGUCCAACCCCCUGCUCAAAGCAGGACCAAUCCCCAAUUUUUGCCCCAGAUUCCUAAAUGGCCCCCUCAAGGAUUGAACUCACAACCCUGAGUUUAGCAGGCCAAUGCUCAAACCAGUGAGCUAAAUGUUUUCUCCUCCUGUCAUGUGCUCACUCUGUUUUAGUACUUCACUGCUGCUUAUGGGACCCGGCUUCUGUUUAUAUUAAGGAAUAUAUUUGUUUUGAGGGGUAGGAACACACACAAUUACAUGGACUUCACAAACGGCUAAGGUGGGGGAGAGAGUCAAAUUUUGAUCCUACAGCUCUUGACAGCGUCACUAUAAAUUCUUGCUCUGACUGAUCUUUGUUCUUCCACUUUUAUGUUGGGCAUUCUUUGCACCAUUUUCAUAUCUGCCAGCUAUAUGGGGUACAAAAUACCUUCAGUGUUGCCCUGUGUAUUUGGUAAAUCCCACCUGAAUUUCCAAUGUUAAGCUGAAAAUUUAUUGCUGAGUGGCCCUUUUAGAGAAAGGGUUAAUAGAUUUGCACAUUGCACUUUCUGUUUUGACUGGAUCUGGUUACAGUGUAAGUCACACUUUGAUUUAUUGGCUUGAUGAAGUUCAAUUCCCAGAUUGAACACUAACAAUGAGAUCUUCAGAAGGCUGCUCCCAUUGAAACCAAUGGAAAUUCUACCAUUGACUUCAGUGGGAACAGAGCAUUGCCAUCUUUCUCUCUUUGUAGCCCUUCUGUUUCUCUGCCACAGUCUUGCUCCCCUGUCGCUGUGCAACAGGUGUGAGCAGAGUCCUAAGUUUUUUCCCCCCAAUUUUAAAAGUUCUAGCCUUCCCAUUGGCUCUUUUGGUCAGGUGCCCACUCCCUUUCCUUUACCUGGGGGACUUUUUAACCUUUUACAAGUUAAGCAAGUAGAGAACAGCUACCAAGAGGAAUUUUACAGCCAAGUGGCUGACUGGGUGUCCAUCAAAGGGAGCUACCGCCCCCCCCGCCCCUCCCCCACACUUCAUUUAUCACAAAUGUAUACAUGUGUACCAUAACCAUUGAAUUGUCAGAUAACUGACCUACGCCAUGGCAGCUUAACUUGAGCCUUUGUUGGUGUGGUUAUUUCUCUUGUAUCAGACAUAAGUAUGUGCAAACCAGCAAAGAGGAGCAUCUGCCCCUUUGCAAGAUAUUGUGGUGACACAGAUAGUUUUGGUUUGGGAGCAACAGUAAUUGAAAAACUAAAUCCCUUUAUGGGUCCAGUAUGCAAUUGUUCCUAUUUUAGCAGUUUCAAAAGGGGGUGAAAGACUGCUACAAGGGGUAUUUUUGCUUUUUAAAAAUCUAAUUGAAAUUGGUUUCAAUCACAUUUAUGACCAACUUCUUUUAAGUCAUGAAUUUUAAAAUAAGAAAGUUGCCAGUUUACUCAAGUUAAGGACCAAUAUUUCAUUACUUUGGGAAUGGGGAUUGACAGGAAAGGAAAAAUAAACUGGAGUUUCCAGUGUUCAACAUUUUUAACAGUGGUCACAUUAUACUUCUAAAUCAGUAAAAUUUAAUUGCAAUGCUGUUUUCAUCUC
Caretta caretta (loggerhead turtle) is the source of this 4689-nucleotide messenger RNA. RefSeq names its product neurexophilin and PC-esterase domain family member 3 (gene NXPE3). Lineage: Eukaryota; Metazoa; Chordata; Testudines; Cheloniidae. The record is from RefSeq and is a predicted model, not a curated record.